UCAGUUGUCCUCGCCGACAAAGGCCCUGCCUCACCACCGCGCCCUUCCUCGGCGCUCUCCACCGCGAUUAACAGGAUGAUCUCCCCAGUCAGUGACCUCGUCGAUUAUGCUGCCGCCCGGAGAACAUCCGUACUCCCCGUGCCCAUGCGCUACCGUGGAAACCCGGACUCGAGACAUAGUAUUGGGACCUCGUCCGACGUGGCCGCGAGCGUGUCGAGCAGUCCGCGCGGUUCGACUGGUGGGUGAAGUUUGCUGCGCACCUGACAGGGCAGUUGGAUCGUCGUCGUCGGCGCGCUGGCAGCACGACAAGUUUCACCCCAGCGGCCGCUGGUCUCCUUAUGAGAGUGAUUCUCGCCCGUAUACCCCUCGCAACCGCCAGUCUCGCUACGAGAUGGACUCUCGCGCGCACACUCCCCGCAGCCACCAGUCUCCCUGCGACAGAAAAUCUCGCUCGCACAACCGCCAGAGCGAGCGGCAGCCCUCUAAAACGCAUGGAAGCAAGCCGAGCUCCCCUACCAGGAGGUCGUUCGAAUCCACACCUGUAGCCUCGGCGAGUGCAAGAAGCGGCGCGCGUCGUGCGUUCAAUGCCGACCAGCCCUCUCACUCCGAGAUGACUCUCGGAUCGCCUAGGAGCCUCGCCCUUCUGGCCUCCACCGAGAUCGCCGCUGAAGUCGAGGAGCCUGUCGAAAACGAGUCGACGGCUUCAGUGUCCAUCAACAGCCCGCGGGCGGGUAGCGGCAUGUACUUUGCCGAUGCCGACGCGCUCUUCGACGCUUUGCUGCGAUCCCUCGAUGAGCCUGACGACGAGAUGGGGGGGCAGUGUCUUCUAGCAAACGAAAUUGAACUCCCGUCCUGUGGCGGCGGAGGCGGUGAGGUCCCGAGCGGCAGCAAGCGCAAGCGCGCUGAGUCUCGGGAGGAGGGAGAGAGCAGCGACGCUACGGAUGAACACGGUCCUUUUGUUGGCAAGAAGUCCAAGUUGUAAUACGACGAGGUGGAGGAUGGCGCGUGGACAGCUGGACAGAAUGUGUGUAGGUGUUCAACGGAAAUGCGGUCGGGACGAAGGGACGUGGUUAGUGGACCACCUCCACCUUUGGAAAAGUGGUCUGUGUGCCUGGGCUGCCUGGGCGUUGACAUUGCCGCGAUAGACUGCAGAUCGGAUGCAAC
Cutaneotrichosporon oleaginosum is the source of this 1164-nucleotide messenger RNA. RefSeq lists its product as uncharacterized. NCBI's taxonomy places the organism in Eukaryota, Fungi, Basidiomycota, Tremellomycetes, Trichosporonales, Trichosporonaceae. The record is from RefSeq and is a predicted model, not a curated record.